AUAUAGCUAGCCUACCUGUGUAAACAGUAUCAUAUUUUCUGAUAAGGUAGUUUAAAAUGGAGUCUACUGUUGUGAAUUUUACCAGAGCAAUAAAGCAAAAGGGAAUAUUAUCUAUAAUUGGAAUAUUGUUGUUCGCUUUAAAUGGAGCAUGUGAUGGAUAUGACAUGGAAAACUACUGUGGCAAAGAGUUUAGUUUCAUCUUGAAGGACGAAUACCAGAUAAAGCUCGAACUAAAUGACAUGUACAUUUAUGAUAACACUGACGACUACACAUACCCGAGAAGAGGAUACUGUGAGACCAAGUUCGAAGCCUGGUAUUCAACCUAUUCCAAUCUCAUGUUCUAUUUUGAAGAUCUAGACCUCGAUUGCGAUAAAGGCCAUCUCGAGUUUUACACUGAUGAUAGUGGUUAUAUACGUGUGCCGGGCUUGGAGAGAGACAUUUGUGGGUACGACAAACCACAGGGUGUAUUUACUGUGGACAAACGGUAUAUCCGAAUAAAAUACGUCCCUAAAAGUAGCCAGUACAUUAGUGAUAUAUUUUCCAUUAUAAUUACAAUAUAUGGGGAUGGUUAUUGUCCAAGCUAUGCACACGAAUGUGCCAACUCUCGAUGUAUAGAUGAAGACCUUGCAUGUAAUGGCUAUGACUCGUGCGGGGAUGGUUCUGGUUGUGACCUUAGCACGGGUACAAUCGUCGGUAUAGUGAUAGGAAGUCUUACUGGGUUUGCUUUAAUUGUCAGUGUAAUCGUCUGCUGUAUCUGUUGCAAGAGGCGUAGUGGACAAACUCCCGGAAUGGUGCAGAACACAGCCAAUCCAGCGGUCACAUAUUCAACUCCAAACCAACAUACAUAUAGCCAACCAAUGUACGGGGUAAACCAAGGAUCACCGUACAACCCCAGCCAAUCUCCAUACCCUCUUGCCACUGCACCAAACCUUCAGCCUACGGCUCCAAACCUACCGGAUUACAGCCAUCCGAUGAAUGAUGUUAGUCAGGGGACACACUAUCCUACAAACCAGGCAUACUAUCCAUCCGUAUCACAAACUUCGGAGACUAAUCAACAACCAGUUGACGGGAAGCAAUAUAGUGUUCCCCCACCGCGGUAUAGUGAAAUUGUUAACUCUGAACAAGGCAUAAAUUAACACAUGAAUUAAUGUACAAACAGCUUGUACGCAAGUUUUGUGUAAUGUUAUUGAAGAAAAUAUUUUAUUAAACUCAAAAGUCUUGCUUUGACACUGAAGCAAACAGUUCUAUAAAAUAUUUUUAUUAAAAUUAUCCAAGCGGGUAAGGUUGAUACAGUUAACAUCAUAUUUCUACCUGUGAUGCUUUGUUCAUACUAAUACAUUUGUAUUACUGAAGGUAUACAUGCGAGAAAGGUUGAUACAGUUAACAUUAUAUUUCUAUCUGUGAUGCUUUAUUCAUACUAAUAUUACUGAAGGUAUACAUGCGAGAAAGGUUGAUACAGUUAACAUUAUAUUUCUACCGGUGAUGUUUUAUUCAUACUAAUAUUACUGAAGAUAUACAUGCGAGAAUGGUUGAUACAGUUAACAUUAUAUUUUUACCUGUUACGACUAAAAUUAGGACUAUUCCUAGGGGUGCUUCAGGGCUCCACCAACUUAAAACGGCGAAGUUGGCAGAAAUCAGCAACCAUAAUUUAUAUUUCACUGUUAUAUUUCAAUAAUUCCCUAGAAAACAUGUAAUAUUGAUUUAGGUCAUCCUCACUUGGAUGAUUAAAAUCAAUAUUUUCAUAAACGUCGUUUAAGUGGCAUGAAGGCAGUUUCUACCUUAAGAGUCACUGAAACGAAUUUGCAGACGUAUUAGCUUAAGCUUUAGGAUAACACCGUUCAAGACCGAUAUGAGAACUUUUCUUGUUAUUCACAUUUUAUAGGGCGCAUUGAUCCUUUCAGGAGAGUUACUCCUGAUGUAUGAUAUCUAAAGUUUUCAGUACAAUGUCAUGAUGGUGAAUUUGUAAUAUUUUCAUUUGGUUCAUCUUUGUCAUUACCAUGAUAAUUUUACUACUCAUCUACUUCACUGUGUUUGAUCAAUGUAUAGUUGUUUAAACGUUUUAUUCAAACAAUAUUGCUCCUUGCAGGACUGGAGCGGUCUUCUGCACAUGUUCAGAAAUGAUUAUCAUUUGGAGAGCACGACAAAAAUACGCAAAUUAUUGCAUGUCCACACGCAUUUAGUGUAAAACUAUAAUACGAGGGGCGUUCAAUAUGUAAUGUUACUCCGUAUGUAGUUCCGUAACCGCUGGUUAUUUUUAGAUGCGGUUUUCGGCACAUUAUAGAGCUAUUUAUUGGAAACACAAUGCUAUAUAAAUUAUAAAAAUCGGCAGGUUCAAAGUAAAAAUAUAAUCAUUUGAGUGAGGUGUACUCGGGUAUACUGGACCAUAAUUAUAAUUUAGGUUUGUCCUGGGGAUCCAAAGUCUCAGAAAAAAGAAUAACUUGUAAAAUCACAAAAUUCUAUCAUUUUUCUACGAGGUACUGCAAUUUGUGACGAGUCUGCGUUUGUUUUAAACUAUUUAUUGCAUUUUUAAUUUUACAACACAACUAGAAAUUCUAAACUCGAAUUUUAUUCCAUCUGGAAUGGGUGUUGAGAGCGAUUAAUCAAAGUUGUAAGAACUAGUUCCGCAAUCGAGAAUUAAGAUACUAGUAUCAACUUAAGAUACCAGAAUUUUUUAAAUGAUAAUUAUCACCCCUGACAAAUUUGCAGAGGGUUAUUGUACACAACUUACUAUUUUUCGAGUAAAAAUAUACACACUCAAUUUAAUAGUGUUAUAAACUUUUUUAUUUUAGUUUUCAAAUGCUUUUUGUGAAGAUCAUGAUUUGUUUUAUCUCUUUAAACUGAAAAUUGAACUAUAGUUCUAGUUGUUGAAUAGUAGAAUCAAGGAAUUGCAUAUCACAAUCUCAAUAUUUUGGACAUAAAAUUGUCCAGUAUACCCGAGUACACCUCACUCAAGUGAUUUUAUUUUAAGUUUGAAUCUACCGAUUUUUAUAAUCUAUACAGCAUUGUAUUCCCAAAAUUACUCUAUAAUGUACCGAAAACCGCAUCUAAAAAUAACAAGCGGUUAUGGAACUACAUACGGAGUAACAUUACAUAUUGAACGCCCCUCGUAUGUAUGAUAUACUGACUAAAGGUUAGAAUUAUUAUUAUCAAUGUUACAAAAUAUAUACAUUAAAGAUACUUAGCAUUCGAUACACUUGAAUCCGGUAUAUACCGUAAUUUAUCACAGGCGCUCCAGGUUUGCAAGGAGUCGAAGUUAUAUUCAAAAGCGUCAUUGAUUUACAUUAUUGUAGAAUGGUUCAAUAUAUGGCGGAGGCUUGAUCGAUGUCUUGUUGCCUUUUCAAACUUUUGCAAUUACCAUAAUAUAUAAAGGAGUGAAUGGGGCUUGGUCACAGGCUGGGGUAUCAUUAAGACCCACUUCUUAAAUUUGUGUUCUUGCAUGUCGAGAGCCAGAUUCUGAACAAGAAAAACAACAUGUAAAUGUAUAUUGAAUGAUAAACACAACUCAUAGGGUUUCAGAUCAAAUAUCUGUGCAAUUUUUCAUUUUCAUUUGUUUUCAUUGCAAUUAAUAAGGUGUGCGUGCGUGCGUGCGUGCGUGCGUGUGUGUGUGUGUGUGUGAUAUCCAAGCGUUUGAUAGAGUUUGGCAGAAGGAACGAAUUUUUAAAAUACGACAAUAUAUAGAAUCCCUGGAAAUUUGUUAGACUGGUUAGAAAAUUAUUUUAUGAAUAGAACUCAAAAAGUU
Molecule: messenger RNA, 3739 nt
Organism: Mercenaria mercenaria
Lineage: Eukaryota; Metazoa; Mollusca; Bivalvia; Venerida; Veneridae
Exons: 5
Coding region: 57-1136 (359 amino acids)
Molecular function (GO): protein binding
Source: RefSeq, a predicted model, not a curated record